Sabethes cyaneus is the source of this 824-nucleotide messenger RNA. RefSeq names its product perlucin-like. The coding region runs from base 16 to 642 and encodes 208 amino acids. Lineage: Eukaryota; Metazoa; Arthropoda; Insecta; Diptera; Culicidae. The transcript is spliced from 2 exons. The record is from RefSeq and is a predicted model, not a curated record.
UCAUCGUUCAAGUCAAUGGUCGGGGAUUCACCGUUCGCACUGAGUGUGAAUAUAAAGGAAACAUCGCUGCUUAUUGUGAGAAGAAUUUCAAAUGCCUCUGUAGGUGCAGCAGCAAUGAACUUCGUCGGUAUUUUUAUUCUUAUCAGUUGCUUUCUUUCUAUUACUGUAACAUCACCUAUAGUGGAUGAAGAUGACGAUUCCACUUUUGGGUGUAAUUGUUUGGACGAUAGGCAACAUGAAAGAAGGACAAUGAAGAAACAGUACUUCGUCCACAACAAUCAGGAAGUUACGUUUCUGGAAGCUUGGAGACGUUGUUUGAGUGUUGGGCACCAGCUGGCCACUAUAACUUCGGAGAAGGACAGCCAAUUGAUAGAGCAAGCGAUUGCAAAAUCAAGUAACACAAAAGGUCCUUGGUACAUAGCAGGAACGGAUUUGGGAAGUGAGGGCCAUUUUGUAUGGAUCUCUACCAAUAAACCGGUCGGAUAUUUGACUGGCUAUUUAAAUUACUCUCCUGGACAACCGGAUAAUGCUGGAGGAAACGAAAAUUGCUUAGAAAUAGGCCGCUGGGGCGGGGUCGUUUGGAAUGAUGUACCGUGUGAAUGGAAGCAGCGUUAUAUUUGCGAAUACGUAACAUGGAAUUAGAGACGUUAAAGGUUUGCCUUGUCGGCAUUAUUAUAUAUCAGCCUUACUGACAAUGAAAUUCAGUACAGGAAUAAGCAGCAAAUAGUAGACUGUGCAGUAAAGAAAGUGUUUUAUAGUAAGUCUGAGAAAGUUAAAAUGGAAAUAUACCGGUAUUAGACAGAAAUAAAAUAUUUCUUUCUUUC